Molecule: messenger RNA, 8821 nt
Organism: Mus musculus (house mouse)
Lineage: Eukaryota; Metazoa; Chordata; Mammalia; Rodentia; Muridae
Gene: Socs5
Product: suppressor of cytokine signaling 5
Exons: 2
Coding region: 4730-6340 (536 amino acids)
Biological process (GO): cell surface receptor signaling pathway via JAK-STAT; epidermal growth factor receptor signaling pathway; intracellular signal transduction
Molecular function (GO): receptor tyrosine kinase binding
Source: RefSeq, a predicted model, not a curated record
CCAUCUGCCUCUGCCUCCCGAGUGCUGGGACUAAAGGCGUGCGCCACCACCGCCUGGCUAUUACUUGCUCUCACUUGGGCUCUGCACUUGCCUUCAGUGUGGUCCAGCUUAGCCCUGCAUCCUCUCAGUACAGACUACAAAGCCUGCUUCUCUGCAGCUUCCUCCUAGUGCUCUUGGCCUUACCUGCUAGGCUGUGCUGACUUUAGCGUUGUUCGUGCUCUGCACUUUGCUCUAUCCGCCUCUCUGUCCCAAUCCAUUCCUUCCCAUUCUGAACAUCACCUCCCCAGGAUUUCCUGUUCACCAGCCCCGAAGACAGGUUCUCUUCCUAUGAUCAUGAGACGUUGUAGUACUUAAUCGUGCUAUCACUAUGGACCUGGUGCUCAGUGAGCAAAGGCUCUUAUCUGUCACAAUCUGGACCAGUUGUCCAUAGCUUAAUAAAAUGACUCACACAUUAAAAUCUAGCUCAUUUUAGCAAAUGUAAUCACCCUGUUAUCAGCCUUUGAUUAGGGAACCAGUUCCAGUGCUGAGAUGAGGUCACUGGUUCGCAAGUCCCGACUUUCUGUCUCACAGAACUCUGUCCACAGUGUACCAGCUUCGAAGCCAGUUGGGAAUGCUCUUGAUAUAUUCUAAAUUUAGAAUCUUUAUAGAUCUUUGGUACGAUUCUUCAAUUCACUGAACUAUUUUCAUUGAGGAUUCUAAAGUCAUUCACCUUAGGCUUGCAGUCCUCCCACACUCCAUUAUGGCAGUCAGCGUUAAUUACAUCCUAUGAUUUAGUCUAAGAGGCGCAAGCAGAUUUAGGAUGCUUAACUAACUCAGUAUAGCUCAGCCAGGGCUCCACACUUUGAGUGCAUAUUCAGUCCAUUUAUUGAUAGAUCGUGUGCACUGCAGUGUUGUAACCUGGGGCGCGGGGGCUGAAUCAUAUGAUCAUUUAAGCCUUUAAAGCAUUGUUUAUGUGGAUCGCUUGCAUGUGUUUCACUAAUAUUAGACAGCAGUGUCCACGAUAAUUAGAUAACACAGACCAGAUCACAGCAUAGUGUUGAGACGAUGAAAAAUAAGUGUUUUGAAAUAGUUCUCAGAUCCUUCUGAAGUGUUUAUAAAUAUGACAGGUCAUACAUCGCUAGAACUGUGGGUCAUCUUUAAUGGUAGUAUUAAUAUUGUAUUGUCAUUUCCAAAUGCUAAAAUGCCUAAAGAAUAGCAGAUACGAUUCCCAUCCACACUGGCGUGGAAGGAACACUGGAGUCACUGUAAUCAGUCCUAGGGCCCAGCUUUUCUUGUCAUUGUAGUGCUGAUUCGUGUAUGAGAGACUCACUGAGCUGAGUCUGACCAUUUUGAGCCGUGGAGGAGAGAUUUGAGUUGGGCUCUAGUUUUUCUAUCCACUGUGAUGUGCAGUGUUUUAAAACAUACUGAAUCUAUGUCUCAUAAAACCUGAAAUAGUCCCAUUGCAUCGAACUCCUGGAAAUGAUUUCAAUUACUUUGUUUUUUAUAGAAAAUGUGUACUAGAUACUACUUGAUAUAAAGGGAGUCUUUGUACUGUUUAGGUUUUUUAAUGUAAAGUUUUGUAGUACUGGAAUUUGAUUUGAUUCUACUUAAAGCUGAUUUAUUGCUUAUUAUAUUAAAUACAAGUUUUCAAUAAAUGCCAUUUAACUUAACAAGUCAUUAUAAAACCAAUUUCAAAUUAUAACUCUUUGAGGAAAAUGGUAACUAUUUAGAAUAUUGUCUUGAUAGAGUUAAGCAUGUGUGGAAAUGUGAAAGGCUAGAAUAGACCUUCACUUUCAUUCCAGAAGCUGAUCCAUUUGACACUUAGCCCUUUCCUUCAGUCCUGUGUCGCUUUGUAUAAAACCACAGAGUGGAAGGGUUGUGACGAGGCUCCAAAAGCUCCAAACCAAGCACAUUUCCAAAGAUUUAGCAGCAGAAACGCAAAUGUGACAUUAAGAUAUUUGGAAUGCAUUUUUUUUGCCUCAACUAUUAAUCACUAUCAACACUUUUAAGUUUGCCGCUGUUAUAGUCCCACCCCAGUAGCAUUUCUACAUUAAAAACAAAACAAUGCAGCAGCAGUCUCCACUGUCUUCCCAAAGUCAGUAUGUAAGCAAAAGAAAACAGUAUUUUGUCAGGAUGCAACCUGGGGUGCCUCUGCAUUGCAGUGGCUUGCGUGUUCCAUCUAUGGAACCAGUCCAGGGGUUCCAGGCUAGAAGCUGCCUUGUUCUAAGUUUCCUCAAGACUGUAGAGUUCCAUCUUGCAGGAAGUCCCUUAACCAGGAAGGGAAACAACUUGAAAGAGCACCCAGAAGUCCCUGAAACUGACCAGAUUCACUGUUGACAGAGGAAGCAAUAAGAGCCGAGUCCCCCUCGGACGAGUGGAGUCAAGCUGCAGACUGUGAAACCAGACUAGCUUCCUAGAACCAGAAACCAGCUGAGCGGCCUGGAGGAGGGUUAGCCAGCACAGGCACCUGGGAAGGGCACGCUCUUGCCUGUUGAGCGGCCUGCAGGCUGUGCAGGGCGCUCCAGGUUCCCAGCUUGGUGAGCUGUCACCCAUGCUCGGGUGGGCCUUGGUGAUGCAGCUGUCUCUGACUCAUUUCUGCUUCUGUCAGUAACCCCUCACCUAUAGGCAGAAAGUCCGAGCCUACUUGUGGGUUUUGAAUACCCACCAGUCCCUGAGGUCAAAAUCCCACCAAUUAUAUAGCUCUCCCCAAGCUAAGGACUUGAAAUUUCACCAUCUCCACCCUGGCAAACUCCCCGAAUGCCCUCCAUAGGUCCCCCUCCCCUAAGAAACCCCUGUAUAAGCCCACCUCCUGCUCACUUCUCCACAGCAUCUUGCCUGAGCAGAGGCAGCCAUCGUCUUCUUGCCUUUUUCCUAAUAAAUCACACGUGUGAGGUUUGCUCCCGACUGUCAGGAUACUUCCCUUCGGAACUGCAACACUUGUAUAGAGGAAGUCUCCCCCCUCAGAGCUGUAGCCCCUCUCAUAUUUCUGUGAGCAACCCCAUAGUGCUCAUGGCUCACCAGGUACCCAUACUUUGUUCUUCAUGGGCUUCCUAGCUGCUGUUAGUAGAUGUGUAUUGUGAGUCUCCUCAGGAAAAGGUUUGUCAAACAAUCCUUGUGCGCUCUGGCAAGGGUGCAUGUAUUCUGCAUGUCCUAAUUGUUCCUGUAGCUUAUGAACACUGUAUCAGAUGUACAGGUUUUGGUUUGGUCAUCCUGUAAAACAGUUGCUUCUUCCUGUACGGUUUGCUCGCAAGGGAAGUUACCUUUUGAGAGCAAAAGGAAAACUGCUGCAGACACAGGAAGGUGUUCAGCACUGCGGUUUCUUGAGUACAACUCCUGUUGUGUUGAGGGUGGCACAUCACUUGUUACGUGAGUCCUCGAGACCCCUGGAGUCCACUUAGGGGUCAGCCAACUUUCUGAAAAGGACAUGGGUGGGGUGGAUAAUAUGGUUUUGUAGAUAUAGGUUCUGUGACAUGUUGUUUGUGGGGCUUUUGGUCCAUGUCUUGACUGUCCACCCGAACCCCCACAAGGUCUCACAGUGUAGACACUGACUGGCUUUGAACUCUCAGAGAUCCACCUGCCGGCCUCUGCCUCCUGAGAGCUGGGAGUAAAGAGACCCACUACUAUAUCCAGCCUGUUUGGGGGCUUUAAAAAUCUCUUUAAAAAUUUAAAACUGGGGGCUGGAGAGUUAGUUGGCUCAGUAACCCCUGGGUUUUCUUCCAGAGGAGCUAGGUUUGAUUUCUAGCAUCUACACAGUGGUUCACAUUACAAACACCAGUUCCAGGCCAUCAAACACCAUCUCCUGGCCUUCAUGGACACUGGGCACACACAUGUAUGCACAUAAAGACAUAUAUGUACAUAUACACACUACACAUAGAAAUACAUUUUUAAAAAUUUUAAGACUUUUUAGAUCAAGUCUUUACAAAAACUGGUCACAGGCCAGAUUUGUUCAGGUUGACCCCACCUCUCCUGCAGAAGUUGGAAACCAAAACCAAGUCUGUCAGAGAGUAUAAAAGGAAAUGUAUUUCAGAAUAUUCUAUUGAAAAGGAAAGAGGAGGGAUGGGUGGUGGGCAUUAUAAGGCAGCACAGCGAAUGCAAACCUUCCACACUAAGGGAAGAUGCACAGUGAUUUUAUUUUCAGAAAAUAAACACAGGUCACAGAGAACACGAGAAAUUAGUAUAGUGCUAGUUUUCAGAAGCUGUGCUUGAAGCUAUAGAAUAGUGGGGUGAUACCUCAGACCUGCCAGGGUAAGGGAUUUCCUACUUGGGAUUUUCUUCUGAAAGGAUCAAAAAACAAAACAAAAAACCCAAGAAUGAAGUAGAAUGGUUCCAUUGCUGGAAUAACGUAAAGGGACAUCCAGGACAGCACUGACACCCACUGCUGCUCUUCACUGGGGGUUGGUGGUCUGUUGGAAGCUCAGUAGAUACCAGGAAGCCCGAGCAAAUAGGAGACGACAGUUAUGUAGGGGAAGGAAACACUGGUAUGAGAAGAGAGACAUGACCUACCUCCACAUGACAUUUGUUUGCCCGUAGUGAAAACAGUAAGUAGUAAUUUAACCGGAAAAUGGACUUUAAUUGUUUUGUGGAAGGAAAUGUUGAGGGAAAGUCCAUGCUGUGUCUAACAAAUCAAAACCCAUCAUCUUCACAUUGCGGAGCCAUCAAGUAAUCUCUAAUCCUAGAAGUCCAGAGCACACCUACAAAGACAACAGAAUCACCAGAGACACACGCACCAGGACUGUCUCUCUUCUAAUCAAUGGAUAAAGUGGGGAAAAUGUGGAACAACUUAAAAUACAGAUGCCAGAAUCUCUUCAGCCACGAGGGAGGAAGCCGUAAUGAGAACGUGGAGAUGAACCCCAACAGAUGUCCGUCUGUCAAAGAGAAAAGCAUCAGUCUGGGAGAGGCAGCUCCCCAGCAAGAGAGCAGUCCCUUAAGAGAAAAUGUUGCCUUACAGCUGGGACUGAGCCCUUCCAAGACCUUUUCCAGGCGGAACCAAAACUGUGCCGCAGAGAUCCCUCAAGUGGUUGAAAUCAGCAUCGAGAAAGACAGUGACUCGGGUGCCACCCCAGGAACGAGGCUUGCACGGAGAGACUCCUACUCGCGGCACGCCCCGUGGGGAGGAAAGAAGAAACAUUCCUGUUCCACAAAGACCCAGAGUUCAUUGGAUACCGAGAAAAAGUUUGGUAGAACUCGAAGCGGCCUUCAGAGGCGAGAGCGGCGCUAUGGAGUCAGCUCCAUGCAGGACAUGGACAGCGUUUCUAGCCGCGCGGUCGGGAGCCGCUCCCUGAGGCAGAGGCUCCAGGACACGGUGGGUUUGUGUUUUCCCAUGAGAACUUACAGCAAGCAGUCAAAGCCACUCUUUUCCAAUAAAAGAAAAAUACAUCUUUCUGAAUUAAUGCUGGAGAAAUGCCCUUUUCCUGCUGGCUCGGAUUUAGCACAAAAGUGGCAUUUGAUUAAACAGCAUACCGCCCCUGUGAGCCCACACUCAACAUUUUUUGAUACAUUUGAUCCAUCACUGGUGUCUACAGAAGAUGAAGAAGAUAGGCUUCGCGAGAGAAGACGGCUUAGUAUCGAAGAAGGGGUGGAUCCCCCUCCCAACGCACAAAUACACACCUUUGAAGCUACUGCACAGGUCAACCCAUUGUAUAAGCUGGGACCAAAGUUAGCUCCUGGGAUGACAGAGAUAAGUGGAGAUGGUUCUGCAAUUCCACAAACGAAUUGUGACUCAGAAGAGGAUUCAACCACCCUAUGUCUGCAGUCACGGAGGCAGAAGCAGCGCCAGGUGUCCGGGGACAGCCACGCGCACGUUAGCAGACAGGGAGCUUGGAAAGUUCAUACGCAGAUCGAUUACAUACACUGCCUCGUGCCAGAUUUGCUUCAGAUCACAGGGAAUCCCUGUUACUGGGGCGUGAUGGACCGAUACGAGGCCGAAGCCCUUCUAGAAGGGAAACCGGAAGGCACGUUCUUGCUCAGGGACUCUGCACAGGAGGACUACCUCUUCUCUGUGAGCUUCCGCCGCUACAACAGGUCUCUGCACGCCCGGAUCGAGCAGUGGAACCACAACUUCAGCUUCGAUGCCCAUGACCCCUGCGUGUUUCACUCCUCCACUGUCACGGGGCUUCUCGAACACUAUAAAGACCCCAGCUCUUGCAUGUUUUUUGAACCGUUGCUAACGAUAUCACUGAAUAGAACUUUCCCUUUCAGCCUGCAGUAUAUCUGCCGCGCAGUGAUCUGCAGAUGCACUACGUAUGAUGGGAUUGACGGGCUCCCGCUACCGUCGAUGUUACAGGAUUUUUUAAAAGAGUAUCAUUAUAAACAAAAAGUUAGGGUUCGCUGGUUAGAACGAGAACCAGUCAAAGCAAAGUAACUCCUGUCCCCAAAGGGCACUAACUAAGUCUGCUCCUCCCGUGCAUCAGACUGCACCCAUAGGAGGCAGUCAGCUGCUAGGAUUUCCCACCCAGAAUGGGAGCUUAGUCAUUAGCCUCUGCCCUAUGGGGUCCGCUGUUCCUCAGACAAAGGUGCCUAGGGACAGCAAGAUGGCUUGCAGGUGUUCGGUGGGCUGUGACAACUGAGGGAGGCAACUCUGGGGCAUUUGCUAUGAAGAAUUCUAUUUCUUACUGAAGAACAAAUUAUUAAUAUUGGAUGGGUAUUUCAAUAGUGUGACUAAUGUUUGAAAUUAUUUUUUCUAAGAAUUUUUCUAUAACCUUCAGAAAAAGUAGUGAUGUUUGUAGUUACUAUAAAUCAAGCUUUGAAAGUUCAAAACAAACAAGUAAAUAAAAGACUACCUUCCUUUUAGAGAAAACAAAUGCAAGUUUUCCAGCCACAGGGCAUUGUGCACUGUUAAUGUGGCUUGUAGUCAGCCUCCUUUUCUCCUCAGAGAAGGAGGCUCUAAAGUAAACCAGGUUUUCCUAGAUAGUUUUCUUAACCCUGAGACUCCCAGCUCAGUGGUGGAGUUGGGUAAAAGCCCCAGUGUGCAUUUCGGAUGAGCACGGUGACCUGAGAGCAUGCAGUUGGAGUUUCCAGUGGGGUGUUUUUCUCCAAGUUGACAUGUGCAGUCAGUCCUCACAUUGUCUCAUCAAAGUUGGAACCCUUUCCUGUGCCCUUGACUAUGUGAGCCCAGAGGACAGCGAGACUAGGAGAUGCCCAGACACAUCAGAUAGUAGUAACUCCACUGGUUGACGAUGCCAAGUUGUGUUAAACUAUAAUUAAUCGUUUGGAUGACAGUAUUUAUCUCUUUGUUGUAAGCUCAUAGCCGAAUUGCUUAAGUACAAUUUAUAUUAUACAGUUUUAGUGCAGUUAAUUCUUAACAGAAAACCUGAAGUCUAAAUUGCAGAUUUAAAAGGUACUGUACACCCAUGCUGCCUGUAAAUAACUUUACUUGGCACCUUUUGUCACUUAGGAUAGGACGUAAUACAACUUGAGUGAAUGCUUGGGACGUGUUGUCGAGUUCUAGUGUUGCUUCUCGUGUUGGACUGUGUUCCCGGUUCUGUCCUAGCCAUUUGCACUACAGUAGCCAAAUCCAUUCCUGUGUGUUGCCGUGCUCUGUAACUGCUGCCGGGUGCUCCUCGGCCCUCAUGCCAGCUGCUGCAGGAGGUUGCUUUCUGUCCCAUGGCUAUUGCCAGGGCUUCCUGAAAGAAAUGCUACAUUUGUAUGCAACAGUAACCCUUUAACUGCUAAACGUAUGUUUCUGCUUGCUGUGCCUUGUUCUGGCUGCUUUUCCGUGCUAAUAAAGUAUGUUUGGUGUUCUUGUAUAUCUGCCGUUUUAUACAUUUGCCACAAUUUCUCUUGUACGUGGAAUGGUUUGGGGUUUUUAAAUAAGCAUUGACAACUUAUUGUAGUCAAUGCAGAGUCACCUACAACCUAAUACUGACCUGUCAGAAUAAGCUAAAUCUAAGUUGAAUGUUCUCUAGCUUUUUAACCCUAAUCACAUUUUGUGAACCAGUGUCUGUAGUCACUGCAAAUUAGUGUAUAGUUUACAGCAGGACCCAGAGAAGUGAGAAGCUGGUGAUUUCUCUGCGCAGUAGGGAGAGGCUGAAACCAGCGGUAACGUUAGCAGAUGAGUGUUAGAACAUCCAGCCACGCCAGAAACCAGUGACACGGAGUCUGUGUACCAGGACGCCACAGCUCCACUUAGUGGUUUAGGGACCAUUUUAAUUGAAGAUAAAUGCCUGAGAUGCAGACCUUUAACCAAAGACUUGUUCAUGUCAAUGCAGAACGGGGAUGGAAGGAACUUCGAUCUCUCUGUUACUUGUAGUAGAUGUCCCUGAGGAACAUAUACCAAAGUGUCUGAGAACGUCAUCCAAACCUACUUUCAAAGCAUAAUGUGCAAUUAAGUUGUUAUGACGUAGUUAUAUUGCAUAAUUGUUAGGUCUGUUUUCUUGAGCUUACAGUGUACCUGGAAGAGGAACCCCUUGAGGAAAGAUAAGUCCAUGCUGAGAGCUGGAGGAAGACUAUGAUCAGGCGAUGCUGUGAAGAGAACUUGAAACUCGGAGAGAGCCUUGAUGUUUUUAUAUGCUUGUAGUAAACUGAUGUUCUCACUAUAGUUUUAUAGAAAAUAUUAAUGCUUUUUUGUAUUUCAGAACUUUUCCUGUGUAACAUGCAAGUUGUUUUAAGUGUAACUAUUGAGUUUAUGUAAGCAUGUGUCCACUGUGCUAAAGGCACUUAUGUUUCAGUUUGUGUACAAUAUAAAUAUGCAACUUUGGGGUUAAUUUUUUUGUUAAAAUAUUAGUAGCUUACAUUUAAAAAAAAAAUUCCCCAGCAUGGACGUGCAGCGAAGUCUUUUUUUUUCCACUGUGUAUUUGCCUGAAGCCCACUGUAGCCUUUUGACUAAAUUAGUGUUUUUAUGUUU